CCGAAACAGCCCUUCGAGAAGCGACCUGAGGCAUCAUGUCUGGCAAGAAGCUGUACGUGGAGGUGGCGGGCAUCUCGGAGGACUCAAUGUCUGGCAAGAAGCUGUACGUGGAGGUGGCGGGCAUCUCGGAGGACUCAGAGGAGGUAACACAGCAACACGCACGCGGCCGCCCUGCGACGCUCUGCAACGCCAUCACCAUUGUGCUUGGAUCUUGCCUGCCUGCAGAUAGUCAGGUCCAUGCUCAUGCCGUACAAACCCAAGCAAAUCGUUUUCGACAGAGAUAGCGACCGUAGGCAACACACACAAAGACGGCUGGACCGCUGCUGUUUCAUGUCUGCCUCCGUGCCAGGUGCGGUGCUGGAGGUGGAUCAACUCUCUCACCAGACGCUCAUCGAGGUGAGAGAAAGACACGCCAAACCACACACAUCUCACUGCAUAUCUGUGUGUCUGAUCUCCCUCCCUUCAGUUGGGUCUGCAGAACUACACCAUCCGUUCGCUCGAGGCAGCGGACGUCAAGGGCCUGUUUGGCCUGCAGGAGGACGAGACCGUCAAGAAGGAGGAGCCCGAGCCCGUCAAGGAGGCCCCACUGGCGGCAUCGGCGCUGCGGCAGCGUGCCACGGAGGCCACGUCCAAGGACACCAGCGCGCGCGUGAAGCUGCCCGAGACGGACGCCUUCAAGAUGCUCCUCGACGAGCGGUUCGUGUGCCCGCUCAUCGCCGCCAGCCUCCUGUGUCUGCUGGUGCUGGGGUUGUUCUUCGAGUGAGCCAGGUGUAGCAGUCGUAGGUCCUCUUUUUCGAGGACAGGGAGCGUCUGUGUUGGCGUAGGUUGGUGGGUUGGCGGGUCGGUGGGUGGGUGGGCGAUGAGGCGCUCUCAGAGCAGCAGCUGGGCAGGUUGAAUGAAGUCAGUUUGCCUAGAGAGGUGCACUGGGGCGAUGUAUGAGUAGCGAAGAUCCACACACACGCACACCCAUGGCGUAGACGAGCGGCGGCUUAAUUCUUGCCGCCUUCCAUCGCCUUGCUGUCUGUCUAUCUGUCUGUCUAGCCUUGAUCGCCGUUUUGUCUGCCCUUGGCACCUCCCCCCUCACCCUACCAUCAUUCUGCCUUCAUGUGCGCAACUUUCACACUCGUGAUUUAAUGGCGGAUGCACAAUGACACUCGUGUGUGCCGGUGUGCGUACGUGAGACACUCGUAUGUUUUUCGGUGAUUCAAUCAGUCAGCGUCUGUCACGACACUCCCUCUCCACGCAUAUCGUC
This is a messenger RNA of Vitrella brassicaformis, 1252 nucleotides long. The record is from the annotation of a GenBank genome assembly. NCBI's taxonomy places the organism in Eukaryota, Vitrellaceae.